Molecule: messenger RNA, 1209 nt
Organism: Diospyros lotus (date-plum)
Lineage: Eukaryota; Viridiplantae; Streptophyta; Magnoliopsida; Ericales; Ebenaceae
Product: homeobox-leucine zipper protein HAT5-like
Exons: 3
Coding region: 143-1042 (299 amino acids)
Biological process (GO): positive regulation of DNA-templated transcription
Cellular component (GO): nucleus
Molecular function (GO): sequence-specific DNA binding; DNA-binding transcription factor activity, RNA polymerase II-specific
Source: RefSeq, a predicted model, not a curated record
CCUCUUCUCGGAGAAGAAAUCUCUCUCUCUCUCUCUCUCUCUCUCUCUCUCUCUCCGCAUAACACACAGUUAAAUUAGCUUAGACGCAUUAAACAAUGAGUGUUUAAAGUGAGUCAGAAGUUCAAAUACACGGAAGCAAGUUAUGGAGGAUGGAAGUGUUUUGGGUGGUUCUAACACGAAGCCUGCUGUACUUCCAGCUGACAGCCUUCCUAAUUGUUCCUCUCAAGUUGUUGGUCCUUCUCUUUGGAUUUCCAGCUCUUCCCCUUCUUUUCAUGGCGACUCAGUGUCAUCUUCAACAUCUUUCGUUAACUUUGAAGAUGUUAGAGUUGAGAAUCCAAGAGAUGAUCUGUUUUCUGUUCCCCUUGAUGAAAGCGAAGAUGGCAAUGAGGACCACAAUGGCAGCUUUUAUCGCCGGGAGAAGAAAAGGCGGUUCACAGCCGAUCAGGUUAAGUUUCUUGAGAGGAAUUUUGAGGCAGAGAAUAAGCUUGAGCCACAGAGGAAAGCGCAGCUCGCCGAGGAAUUAGGCCUGCAGCCUCGGCAAAUUGCCAUAUGGUUCCAAAACCGGCGAGCCCGGUACAAGUCCAAGCAGCUCGAGAGGGAUUAUACUUGUCUGAAAACAAGUUAUGAAAGGCUUAAGAAUGAAUAUGAUGGCCUCCUCGAGGAGAAGGAAAGAUUGAGAAAUGAGGUUCAUUUGCUGAGAAACAGACUGCUUCCCAGAGAAAAGGUGAUCAAUCCCAAUUCAGAACCGACUGAACCCUUAGCAGAACCCGAGAAACAGAUCUCCAUUGCAGCUUCUGAGACCAAGCAGGAAGAUGCAAGUUCAGCCAGGAGUGACGUUCUUGAUUCAGAAAGUCCACAUUGCUACGCCAAGCAAACCCAGUCUUUCUUGUUUGGCCCAGAGCUACCCGAUUUCUCACAUGAGAAGGAAGAUGAGCUCACUAUGAGCCUCUACCCGCCUCUGUACUCCCCUAAGCUUGAUGAACAGUGUUAUACUGGAGCAGCCGAAAGCUCUUUUGGUCAACCUUAUUGGUUUUGGCCGUAAUGAUCAUUGUCAGGACAUUGAAUCAGGCUGAGUGAUCCUUUUAGUGAUGUAAUGUGUUGAUUUUCUAUUGCAAUUGUAAGUUUGAAUUGAAUAAUGAUGGUCAAAUUCAGCUCUAAAUAACGGUUCAUAUUCAUGGUAGAAGUUGAUAAUUAUGUGUGUGUUAUAUG